CAGUGUCAGUGUCAAUACAUCACCGACUGAACCGAAUAGAAUCAACAAUUGCAGAAAAUAAUACGUAACAAGACGAGACUAAGUUUCAAUGUAAUAAAACAUAUUUAAUUUUGUCUUUUUUACUAAUUUGUUCGAUUCUAUAUUGCUCAUACGAAGAAUAGUGUGUUAAAAGAAUCUUAACGCGAAUAAUCUGUGGUUAUGGCGUAGCAGUGACUAUAGGUUUCAUUCGCAAUUCCAUCUGUGUUGAAGACUGGUGAUUUAAUAUUGUGAAACUGUAAUAUAAAAGAACGAAAAUGUUUUUGAAACCAAGACAAGUAAUUAAAUUAGGCUAUCAAAAUUACCGUAUCGUAUCUAGUAGACUGUACGCCGCUCGAAAAAAGGCCGUGGCAUCUGUUUCAACAGAUGGAAUAAAUAUAAGCGAUAGUUGUGUACAGAGGCUAAAACAAUUGUGUACCAAUGAAGACAAUUUCCUGAGAGUGUGUGUGGAGAGUGGUGGCUGCUCGGGAUUUCAAUACAAAUUUGAUUUAGACACAAAAAUAGCUGAUGAUGACAAAAUAUUUGAAAAAGAUGGAGUCAAAGUAGUAAUUGAUGAGACCUCCUUGGAUUUCAUCAAAGGUUCAACAGUGGACUACCAUACUGAGCUCAUCAGAGCGGCGUUUAGAAUAACACAAAAUCCAAAUGCUGAGUUAGGAUGCUCCUGUGGUGCAAGUUUUUCUGUAAAACUUGAUUAGUUAGUGAAUUUUACCUAGGCCAUUGAAUUAAACCUAUAAAUAUAGGUAUUUAUUAAAGAUAUGCUCACAUUAUGGGGAAACUAAAACCCAUACAAUUUUGUAAUACCUAGUACAUACUUAGGAAACCUUUCAGAAAGGGCUAUGUGACUACCAAAAAUGUAGAUUUUUUAUGUAGAUAUUAAAAUUAACUGACAUUGAAGCAAUUUGUUUGCAGCUACACCCUAAAAACUUGUGUCAUUUUUAUUUUGAUUUAUUCUAAACAAUUAGUUUUCUUUGUAUAAUAUAUAUUUUUUUAAUAAUAAUAUAGUUAUUUACAGUAACUCUAAAUUGAUUUUUAGGCUGCGGACUGGCUUUGUCCCUUGACUAGUUUUAUCCUAAAACAAAGAAAUAUGCAUACUAACAAACUUGAUUGUGUGACCAUUAGUAAUGUUUGUAUAUAUUUAGUGGUUUUAGUUUGUCUGUGAUAUAAAAAAUAUUUAUUUAAUAAUGCUGUAGAGAGAGUAGAGUACCUACUAGCAAUAGCUAUGCUAAUGUGAGAAUGUUACUAAUAAACAUUGUAAUGAAAUA
Molecule: messenger RNA, 1298 nt
Organism: Spodoptera frugiperda (fall armyworm)
Lineage: Eukaryota; Metazoa; Arthropoda; Insecta; Lepidoptera; Noctuidae
Exons: 2
Coding region: 294-731 (145 amino acids)
Biological process (GO): iron-sulfur cluster assembly
Cellular component (GO): mitochondrion
Molecular function (GO): 2 iron, 2 sulfur cluster binding; 4 iron, 4 sulfur cluster binding; iron ion binding
Source: RefSeq, a predicted model, not a curated record